AUGGCUCUCCAGCGCCAGCUGUGCCGACCGAACGCUGCCCUCAACUCCCGACUCGCGAAAUCUGCCAUUGCUCCAACACAAUGCCGCCGCAACUUGCAGGAUAUUGUGAUUACACGGACCGGCAAGCCUAUCAUUCGAACGCCAGGUGGUCGACACAGUCUCGGCGGCCAUACUGUCACCGUGUUCGGAGCGACAGGCUUCGUCGGUCGGUACAUUGUCAAUCGCCUCGCGCAAGCCGGAAACACAAUCGUCAUCCCAUACAGAGAAGAGAUGGCAAAGCGACAUUUGAAGGUCACCGGAGAUCUUGGACGAGUCAACUUCAUCGAGUACGAUCUGCGCAACACAGCCUCAAUUGAGGAGUCCGUCAGGCACUCCGACAUUGUGUUCAACCUGGUUGGCCGAGACUACCCUACGAAGAACUUUGACUUGGAGGAUGUCCACGUGGAGGGAACACACCGCAUCGCCACGGCUGUCGCUAAAUACGACGUUGACCGCUUCAUCCAAAUGUCCUCCCACUCCGUACACCCCGAGUCGCCCUCCGAGUUCUUCCGAACCAAAUGGCGCGGCGAGCAGGUCGCCCGUGAGAUCUUCCCAGAGACCACCAUUGUGCGACCCUCUCCAGUAUUCGGAUUCGAGGACCGCCUUCUGCACCGCCUCGCCAGAGCCACCAAUGUGCUCACAUCAAACAACAUGACCGAGCGCUUCAGGCCAAUCCACUCGGUUGAUCUCGGUCGCGCACUCGAGGCUAUUGCCAUGGAUGAUAGCACGGCGGGACAAACAUUUGAGCUCUACGGACCAAAGGAGUACAGCAUGGGAGAGAUUUCUGCGCUUGUGGAUCGCGAGAUCUUCCACAAGAGGCGACACAUCAACGUGCCGAAGGCGAUCCUUGGACCUGCAAUGGGCGUCAUGAACAAGCUGUUGUGGUGGUCAGUGGGUAGCAAAGACGAGGUGGAGCGCGAGCACUUGGAUCAAUUCAUCGAUAAGAAUGCCAAGACCUUUGCGGAUCUAGGCAUGGAGCCGGGUGACAUUGCCAACUUCACAUACAAAUACUUGCAAGGAUACCGAAGCUCGUCAUACUUCGAUCUGCCUCCCAUGACAGAGAAGGAGAAGCGAGAAGAGAAGAAGUAUUUGCAUGUGCUCGACGAUCAAUAG
Molecule: messenger RNA, 1152 nt
Organism: Zymoseptoria tritici IPO323
Lineage: Eukaryota; Fungi; Ascomycota; Dothideomycetes; Mycosphaerellales; Mycosphaerellaceae
Exons: 2
Coding region: 1-1152 (383 amino acids)
Cellular component (GO): mitochondrion
Molecular function (GO): protein-containing complex binding
Source: RefSeq, a predicted model, not a curated record